CAGACCUCCAGCCGCAGCAUGGCAGCGGGAGCGCCGUGGCUGCCCUUCGCUCGCGCGGCGGCCAUCGGCUGGAUGCCGGUGGCGAGUGCACCGAUGCCGGUGCCGCCGCCGGAGAAGCGGCGCGGACGGGACGGACUGAUCGUCCUGAACGUGAGCGGAACAAAGUUCCAGACGUGGCCGGACACGCUGGAGCGGUACCCGGACACGCUGCUGGGCUCCACCGAGAGAGACUUCUUCUUCCUCGAGGAGAGCAACGAGUUCUUCUUCGACCGCGACCCGGACAUCUUCCGCCACAUCCUCAACUUCUACCGCACCGGGAAGCUGCACUUCCCGCGGCAGGAGUGCAUCUCCGCGUACGACGAGGAGCUGGCGUUCUUCGGCAUCAUCCCGGAGAUCAUCGGGGACUGCUGCUACGAGGAGUACAAGGACCGGCACCGGGAGGACCAGGAGCGGAUCCAGGACGACGUGGAGAUGGAGCAGAGCCGCGAGCUCGUGUCGGUGGAACUGAGCUUCAGAGAGACCAUGUGGCGCGCGUUCGAGAACCCGCACACAUCCACCAUGGCGCUGGUCCUCUACUACGUCACCGGCUUCUUCAUCGCGGUGUCGGUGAUGGCCAACGUGGCGGAGACGGUUCCGUGCGGCGCGGCACCGAACCGCGUCCGGCAGGUCUCUUGCGGGGAGCGGUACGCGCUCGCGUUCUUCUGCUUGGACACCGCGUGCGUCAUGAUCUUCACGGUGGAGUACGUGCUGCGCCUCCUGGUGGCGCCGAGCCGCUACAAGUUCGUAAAAAGCGUGAUGAGCAUCAUCGACGUGGUGGCCAUCAUGCCGUAUUACAUUGGCCUCGUCAUGGCGGACAACGAGGACGUGAGCGGUGCUUUCGUCACGCUGCGUGUCUUCCGGGUGUUCCGGAUCUUCAAGUUCUCGCGACACUCUGCAGGACUUCGCAUCCUGGGCUACACGCUGAAGAGCUGCGCGUCAGAACUCGGCUUCCUGCUCUUCUCCCUCACCAUGGCCAUCAUCAUCUUCGCCACCGUCAUGUUCUACGCAGAGAAAGGAUCCAGCGACAGCAAGUUCACCAGCAUCCCGGCCGCCUUCUGGUACACCAUAGUCACCAUGACCACGCUGGGGUACGGGGACAUGGUUCCGAAGACGAUCAUGGGGAAGAUCUUCGGUUCCGUCUGUUCUCUGAGCGGAGUUCUGGUCAUCGCUCUGCCCGUCCCCGUCAUCGUGUCCAACUUCAGCAGAUUCUACCUCCAGAGCCAGAGAGCGGAGAAGAGACGCGCUCAGAAGGUGUCAAAGGAGGCGGGACAAGCGCUGGUGUGUAAAAUCAACCAGGACUACGAAGUUCACCAACAUCACCUGCUGCAGUGUCUGGAGAAGACCACAAACCACGAGUUUGUGGAGGAGAAGAUGUACCAUGAGAACUGCAGGGAGGUGACGCUGGUGAAGCACGUUUCCCGUUCUUCCUCCAUCUUGUCCUCACCUCACAGCCUCACGUCCUGCUGCGCCCGCAGGAACAAGAAGAACUCCAACAUGUCUGUGGCUCUGCAGAGCAGCUUCCAGGAGCUGAGCACCAUCCAGAUCAGAGAGAGGCCGAGUGUUGUCAGUCGUUCCAGUCUGAACGCAAAUUUCGAGGAGACAGUUCCUUUGAACUGCGACCAGCCGCACAUCACCGCCGCCGUCAUCAGCACGCCAGCGCCAGCUGGCACCAAGACCGCAGGCGACGGAUCAACCGGCUCCACCAACGACUCCCAGGUUAACAUCGUGGGGGUGUCAGCGCUCUAGAUAACUCCUCCCCCCUCCAACAUGGACAAAUGAUCCAGCCAGCAGAAGGACGACAGGUUAGGAGUCCACACUGGAAGCGACUGGUCAGCUCACCGUCAUCCAGGCAGAGGAGGACGUGAACCUGAACGCACUCGCUGACUCCACCUCCGAUCACCCAGCAGCGCAGGACAGAGGAGGAAUCGUAGCACGGCUGAAAAAUUAUCUUUUUCUGACUUUAAAUCGUUAUAGUUGUUAUUUUUUCAGUCUGAUUCAUUUGAUUUAUUUCUCGAAAUUCAAGCCCCAUUUUGGGAAGUUCCCCGUCACCCAUUGUAACAUAUCCUAACAUCGUGAGCUAGCAUAGCACAAAGAAACUGCAAGCCUCUCUCGACCAAUCAAACCUAACCAAAGAAAAAGUCACAUUCUUUCCUCGUCAUGGGAAUGAUGAUGAUUCUGUUCUCAAUGUCUCAGACUCUUUAUCUGACAAAAGACUCAAAUGUCUUCAACAGUUAAAAAACACAUCUCUUUUUCUACUCAUUUGAAAAAUGAUCAUAAUCAAUUAUGUAAAAUCUGAAAGUUCUAAAUCUGGUUAAAUCACAUUUGUCUGUUUCAGUCUCAAAUACCUGAAAGCAGGAAGUCACUGUCACGAUCUUCAUUGUUAACAAGUAGCAAAAGUCUAGAGGUUCCUAAUAAAUGGGAUUGAUUUUAUUAUUAUA
Messenger RNA from Platichthys flesus (European flounder), 2477 nucleotides. It is a transcript of the gene kcnd2, whose product is annotated as potassium voltage-gated channel, Shal-related subfamily, member 2. Gene Ontology annotation, cellular component: membrane; voltage-gated potassium channel complex. Gene Ontology annotation, biological process: potassium ion transmembrane transport; protein homooligomerization. NCBI's taxonomy places the organism in Eukaryota, Metazoa, Chordata, Actinopteri, Pleuronectiformes, Pleuronectidae. The coding region runs from base 19 to 1785 and encodes 588 amino acids. Gene Ontology annotation, molecular function: protein binding; A-type (transient outward) potassium channel activity. The record is from RefSeq and is a predicted model, not a curated record. The transcript is spliced from 5 exons.